This is a messenger RNA of Umbelopsis ramanniana AG, 383 nucleotides long. RefSeq lists its product as uncharacterized. The record is from RefSeq and is a predicted model, not a curated record. The transcript has a single exon. NCBI's taxonomy places the organism in Eukaryota, Fungi, Mucoromycota, Umbelopsidomycetes, Umbelopsidales, Umbelopsidaceae. The coding region runs from base 76 to 228 and encodes 50 amino acids.
GUCGCAGCAACACAUCACUCAACCGAUCUGCAAAUUCAGAGUGAAAGGGUAGCUUUGAGACUUGUGAGAAACGAUAUGCUGGCUCCUGUUUUCCUUUUUCUUUUUCUUUUUUACCUUGUCAUUCUCUCUAGAAUCCCAGUUUCCCCCUUGUAUUGUGCGCCGUGUUACCCCGCCCUAUCUUUCUGGGCGUUGAGCCAGAGCACACCGCGGAAUUCUGGCCAAGUCUAGCGUCAUCGGUCAUCUCGGUGUUGGCUACUUUAGGACUUGCCUAAUCUACUCCUUAUCAAAAAAUGCAGCUGGUUGAUCUUAUUGCAUUGUCUCCUUGAGGCUAACUAGCCAAACACUUCAAUGUGCUGCCUGAAAAUAACAAUAAUAACGCCACA